CGUCAAGCACCAUGGGCAAAGUUCACGGAUCUCUCGCGCGUGCCGGUAAGGUCAAGUCGCAAACACCAAAGGUUGACAAGCAGGAGAAGAAGAAAACGCCCAAGGGCCGUGCGAAGAAGCGCAUCUUGUACAACCGCAGAUUCGUGAACGUAACGACGCUCCCUGGAGGCAAGCGGAGAAUGAACCCCAACCCUGAGAAAUAAAUGCACUCGUGGGGUAUUGUCUCCCCCGGUCAGAGAGCCGGAGGACCAUUGUCAUGAUAGAAGUGGAGGACGGGAGGGACCACCUAAUCGUCGUUUUGCAAUACUGGCAUCUUUUUAUAUAUCUCGUCUCCCUUUCCCUCGAGUUGCAAGUGCAGCGUUUUCUUCGUUGCAUUGCGCUUUUCAAUAUCAUCCACUCGUUGGAUUUUGGCUCCAGUUGUGCAUUCACCUGACAAAAUUUGUAAUUCCUGCAUCAUUCUUAUGCUACGAUAUGCACUAUGCCCAAUCCAACACUGUCAGUUGUAAAAUGAAAGGCUGUGCACUCCUUGAGUGACGAUGCUCGGAAGUCUAUUGUGGAUCGUAACAAUAUAUUUGGCGGAACCUUUGCAGCAGAGUUGGCAAACGAGAGCGGU
Suillus paluster is the source of this 613-nucleotide messenger RNA. Its product is annotated as ribosomal protein S30. The transcript has 4 exons. Bases 12 to 203 code for a protein of 63 amino acids. Gene Ontology annotation, molecular function: structural constituent of ribosome. Gene Ontology annotation, cellular component: cytosolic small ribosomal subunit; ribosome. The record is from RefSeq and is a predicted model, not a curated record. NCBI's taxonomy places the organism in Eukaryota, Fungi, Basidiomycota, Agaricomycetes, Boletales, Suillaceae. Gene Ontology annotation, biological process: translation.